Penicillium daleae is the source of this 699-nucleotide messenger RNA. RefSeq names its product SAP domain-containing protein. Bases 1 to 699 code for a protein of 232 amino acids. The record is from RefSeq and is a predicted model, not a curated record. The transcript is spliced from 4 exons. NCBI's taxonomy places the organism in Eukaryota, Fungi, Ascomycota, Eurotiomycetes, Eurotiales, Aspergillaceae.
AUGACCGCUCCUCGCUCCACCUCCCUGCGUGCUCUGCGCCAGCUGACCCAGCAACCCACACCCAUCGCUCGUCGUGGCCUUCACAUCACUGGCGUCCAGUCUGCACAACCCGCCAACCCCGCCGACAAGGCCUCCUUGUAUGCUGCCCGCACCCUGCCAGAUCUCAAGCAGGAGUGUCAGCGUCGUUCGCUCCGUGCUGCUGGCAGCAAGGCCGAGCUGAUUGAGCGCCUCUCCAACCACGAUGUCCUUCAAAGCCGGGCCUUUAGCAUCGCCAUGCGCCGCAUCAACAGCAAUGCCUUUGCCGAUCAACCAACCCGCUCUUUCAACACCUCCCGCUCUCAGAAAGCCGUCGGCGACAACUCCACCGUCGACUUCAUCUACAUGCCCGCCAUGUCCACCCUAGAGGCCCCCUCCACCCGACCCGCCUUCCCUCAAGUCCCGGUCCUUCCCGACCUAUACUCCCACCACGAGACCGCGUCCCCAGUCGCCCCACCCAUGAAGCCCCAGAUCUACACCGUCUCCGGCGGUGACAUCAGCGCUGCUUCUGCCAUGAGCGAGGUCGUGGAUAACCAUGCUGUGGAGAUUGACCCGUUCUCGUUGACGGAGGCGGUGGGGCGGAGUCGUAUUGGGGAGGAGAUGGCGCGCUCGAAUGGAGGCAGGAAAGAGCCUGGUAUGGAUACUCCUGUUUCCCGGAAGUAG